UCAAAUUGCUCACCGCACCCGACGGACAAAGACAUGAGGGACGUCGCGGGGAACUUUCUGCUUUUAUCGUUUGCCUUACUCGCUUCCGGUCAAGUCCCAGAGGACUGCUCGGCCCCGCCGGAGUAUCCUCACACGCGACUACUGAAGAAGUUCACUGGCACGCGCAGGUUCUCCAGCGGGGACAAGGUGCACUACGGCUGCCCGGAGGACUCCGCUCCGUCCGGGGGGAGCAGAGCCGUGUGGUGCCACGCUGGGAAAUGGACCAAGCUCACCCUGAAGUGCGAAAGGAUAUCAUGUGGCAACGCCGGGGAGCUUCCUAACGGAGAGUUCCAGUACGAGGGGGACACGUUCGUCGGGGAGAAGGUUUAUGCCGUCUGCAAAGAGGGAUACACUUUGAAAGGAUUCAACAACUACAUGACCUGCAAGGCGUCGGGCUGGACCGGUGAAUUCCCGUCCUGUGUAGAGGGAGAGACCACCUGCCCCCCCCCUGCCGUGACCCACUCCGUGAACCGUACCGGGGGAGAGGUCCCCGCGCACCGGGCCGGAGACCAGGUGACCGUCUCGUGCGCUCAGGGUUUCCAGCUGGACGGAGCUCCGCGCAUCACCUGUGGACCCGGUGGCCUGUGGCGGCCUGCGCCCCCCCGCUGCCUGUCCCUACCCGACGAAAGCCCGCCCCCCGCCGACGGCGGGCCCCCCCCUCCUCCUCCUCCCCCCGCAGCAGGGCGAUGCGGCGUCCCGGUCACCGGCCGCCACUCCAACGCCGACCUCGCCGACAGGUUCUUCGGGACCGAGUCCUUCGCCCCCGGGGACAGAGUCCACUACGUGUGCGACGUGGGGCACGUUCGCGCGGGCGGCAGCAGGUACCGCACGUGCGUGGAGGGGAAGUGGACCCCACUGCUGCUCCGGUGUGAACGAAAGCCGUGCGGCUCCGCGGGAGAGAUCCCGAACGGCCAGUUCGUGUAUUCAGGAGUGACGUUUGGGGACAAGGCCACGGCGGUGUGCGAUGGGGGCUAUCGUCUCGUAGGACAGGCAACCAGAAACUGCAUGAGUGGCGGCUGGGACGGACGCGUUCCUGUCUGCGAAGCUGUUGUCUGUGCGGAGCCUCCAGAAGAGACCAACGCGGUAUCGCCGGGCCCUCGGGAGUCUGGUUACACGUACAGGACUGUGAUUCCCUAUCAUUGUCCUGUGGGAUCGCUGAUCGGAAAAAGGAACAUUUGGUGCACCGAGGACGGGACGUGGAGUGAUCCUCCUCCUCAAUGCAGAGAAAUAACGUGUCCGGAUCCAAAUGUGCCUCAUGCCUACUGGAGGGGACGUCAAUACAAGCUGUUCCAGGACCGGGACACCGUGCUGAUCCAUUGUUACCCCGGCUACACACAGACCGGGCCCAGAGCCGUUACCUGUGGUGCUGAAGGAUGGUCACCUGGCCUCCCUAAAUGCACACGGAGUCUCUUCAACCGGAGGAGAUCAUGACUUAAAAAGUUGAUGCUACAUCCUUCCGUCCAACAGCAGGGGGAUUGAAAACAUUGUUUAAGCUUUGUCUUCUAAUAUAGUCCAUAAGACCCCAAACCGCAAUAUUUUUGUACACUCCUCAUAGAGACAUUAAAAUCUAUUUAAAAUGAA
Messenger RNA from Pungitius pungitius (ninespine stickleback), 1620 nucleotides. Its product is annotated as complement receptor type 2-like. Gene Ontology annotation, biological process: negative regulation of complement activation, classical pathway. The coding region runs from base 34 to 1470 and encodes 478 amino acids. The record is from RefSeq and is a predicted model, not a curated record. NCBI's taxonomy places the organism in Eukaryota, Metazoa, Chordata, Actinopteri, Perciformes, Gasterosteidae. The transcript has 10 exons.